Plenodomus lingam JN3 is the source of this 399-nucleotide messenger RNA. It is a transcript of the gene UBC7, whose product is annotated as Ubiquitin-conjugating enzyme E2 7. NCBI's taxonomy places the organism in Eukaryota, Fungi, Ascomycota, Dothideomycetes, Pleosporales, Leptosphaeriaceae. The record is from RefSeq and is a predicted model, not a curated record. Gene Ontology annotation, cellular component: cytosol; endoplasmic reticulum.
AUGUUCAUCUGGGAAGCCCUGAUCCAAGGCCCCGAAGGUACACCCUUUGAAGGCGGCGUCUUCCCCGCCGAACUGCGGUUCCCGAAGGACUAUCCUCUUGCGCCACCGAAGAUGAAGUUUGUGACGGAUAUGUGGCACCCUAAUGUCUACAAGAACGGCGAAGUAUGCAUAUCGAUUCUACACGCGCCCGGCGAAGACCCAAUGCACUACGAGCAAGCGUCCGAACGCUGGUCGCCUAUUCAAAGCGUGGAGAAGAUCCUAAUAAGCGUUAUGAGCAUGUUGGCUGAGCCGAACGAUGAGAGUCCGGCAAAUGUGGAUGCGGCGAGGAUGUGGAGGGAGAAACGGGCGGAUUAUGAGAAGAUUGUCAGGGACAAUGUGAGGAAGAGUCUAGGAUUGUGA